UCUUACGUCUAAAGCAAAUUACGUUUUGCACUGAUCGUUCUAAUCAUUUUCUCACAAGUCGGAAGACUCGAACGUGCAUCUCCUGACCUUUUAAUUGUGGUUCGCUCUUGCUCUUCUAGCCAAAUCCGGGAGAUGGAUUUGGCUCCGUCUUCCUUCAAUCUGAGAACUCUACUCGCUCUACCAGCCAGAUGUCACUGAUCACUCUAGAGCAACUCCUCCGCGAGGAGGAGGAGGUGGCGGGCAAGGGAGGGGCUUCGCGCUUCUCCGAUAAGCCCCGAGAGAUCGAUUUAUACAAGGAGGAAGGUCGAGAGAUGAUGAUCGACGCGGCUAGCAAUGGGGUUCUGCCGCUUCUGCAUCAGCAGAUGAUUCUGACUGAAAGCAGCGGAGAGGAUCUCGAGGUGAAGGCCCCGAAGAAAAGGGCAGAGACGUGGGCGCAAGAAGAGACACGAGGCCUCAUUAGUUUGAGGAGGGAGAUGGAUAGGCUGUUCAAUACCUCCAAGUCUAAUAAACAUUUAUGGGAGCAAAUCUCCGCAAAGAUGAGGCAUAAAGGAUAUGAUCGGUCGGCAACAAUGUGCACGGAUAAAUGGCGGAAUUUACUCAAGGAGUUUAAGAAGGCCAAGCAUCAGUAUCGGAGUGGUGGAACUGUAAAGUUGCCUUAUUAUAAGGAGCUCGACGAGUUGCUCAAGGAUAGGAGCAAGAACGCAGCUUCCAAGAAUCCCAUGCCGUCCAAGGUUGAUUCAUGCUUUCGCUUUUCCGAAAAAGCUAGUGGAAGGUCAGCUCUUAAUCUGGAAAGACGUUUAGAUCCUGAUGGCCUUCCUCUUGCUAUAACAUCAGCUGAUGCAGCGGCUGCUGGUGGAGUUCCUCCUUGGAACUGGAGAGACACCUCAGCAAAUGGUUGUGAUAACCACAGUUCUUAUGGUGGAAGAGUUAUUCUAGUCAAGUGUGGGGUCUACACAAAAAAAAUUGGUAUAGACGGCUCUGCAGAGGCAAUAAAGGAGGCCAUUAAAUCAGCUUUUGGAUUGAGAACAAGACGUGCUUUUUGGCUUGAGGAUGAAGAUGAGGUAGUACGCAGUCUUGAUAGGGACAUGCCACUAGGGACGUACACUCUUCAUCUUGAUGAGGGAAUACAUAUAAAGAUCUGCCUAUACGAGGAUGCCGACCGUAUGACUGUUCGUACAGAGGACAAGACUCUAUACUCCAAGGAAGAUUUCCGGGAAUUCCUCCUUCGUCAUAACUGGACUUGUUUAAGAGAACUUGGUGGAUUUCAUAGUGUAGAUACUCAUAGUCUUAAUACUCUAGAUGAUCUUCGUCCUGGAGCUAUAUAUCAGGGUGUUAGAUUGCUCGGUGAUUAAAUAGCAGAGAUGUUGAAUGCCACCAUUGGAGCAAGCUCAUUGUGCUUAGAGUUCACAGGGUUAGCAUCUUUUAUAACACAUUAUUAAUUGUAGUCAAAUAUUUAUUGAUAUAAAUAAAAGAUCAUAAAUUUGAUAGA
Phalaenopsis equestris is the source of this 1489-nucleotide messenger RNA. RefSeq names its product trihelix transcription factor GT-1-like. The record is from RefSeq and is a predicted model, not a curated record. The transcript is spliced from 4 exons. The coding region runs from base 189 to 1352 and encodes 387 amino acids. NCBI's taxonomy places the organism in Eukaryota, Viridiplantae, Streptophyta, Magnoliopsida, Asparagales, Orchidaceae.